CUUUUUACAGGGAACCAGUCUGUUUACGGCGAUUCUCGGGGAAUCGGCAAAAUAUAUCGAAUUACUCUUAACUAGAGGUAUAAUAACGAAAUACCAACUUUCGUUUUGGAUUUUACUUCCUGGUUACAAGCCUGGGGCCAAAUGCUAAGUAAGGAAUCAUCAGGCAAUUACUUUACAGUCACCAUUAUGCCAGACGCUAAAAUAAAUAUUUUUCUCUCACAUACUAUAUAAUGACUCUUUAAAAAAGCUAGUAUCUGGCUUUAUAUCUUGAGCAAACAUUAAAUUAUAUAUUUUGUUAUCAUCUACAAACACUCGUUCAGAUGAAAUGAGACGUCUCCAACUUCACCAUCAUAGAUUGCUGCGAGAUAUGUUGAAUGUUACACGUAUAGGCUAAAAAAUCAACAAUAAGGUAUGAGGGGUUCAGGACAAAAUUUUAAAAAUAUGAGGCAUGUUAUCAUUACCAACCCAAACUCCCGUCGGCUCUUCAGAUUUAAAGACCAAGAUGGCUUCGUUUGCAUUCGAUGAAAACAUCAAUUAAAUGAAACAACGGAGCACUUUUAAAAUCAAAAUGCCUCACUUGCUGGUAGCUGCAAUAGACUUUGGAACAACAUAUUCUGGAUGUGCGUUUUCUUUUUAUGAUGAGUUUAAGAAAGAUCCAACAAAGAGUUUCGUAAAAAAUUGGAUUGAUCCUAAUAGUUCAAUGAUGUAUUGCAAGACGUCAACAUGCAUUUUGUUCAACGAAGAAAAGGAAUUCAAUGAAUUUGGUUUUGCUGCAGAAGCCAAAUAUUUGGACCUGAUGUUAGAAAAUGACCAUCAUAAUUGGUAUUUUUUCAGAAGAUUCAAAAUGGUUCUUUACGAAAUUCAGUCAGAAGACCAAGAAAUUCUCAUUGAAGAUGAACAUGGAAAUACUAUGCCCGCUCUAACAGUGUUUUCUGAAUCUCUGAGAUAUCUGAAGCAAUCUCUUUUAGAUUAUGUCAAUGACAGUGUUAUUAUUUCAAUGGAUGAUACCAAAUGGGUCAUAACAGUGCCAGCUAUAUGGUCUGACCCUGCAAAAACGUUCAUGAGGAGAGCUGCCAUACAGGCUGAAAUAGACUCCGAUAUGCUUACUAUAGCAUUAGAACCAGAAGCAGCAGCUCUAUUUGUUAAAUAUCUUCCUGUUGAGAGGAAAGUGGAUGGAAAUGAUAAAGAGGUUUUGCAGGCUUUUGCGCCAGGAUCAAAAUACAUUGUCGUGGAUGCUGGAGGUGGUACAGUUGAUAUAACGGCGCACGAAGUGCUUGAGGACGGUCACGUCAAAGAACUCAUCAAGUCCACUGGAGGGAGUUGGGGAGGCACAAAGGUGGACGAAGAAUAUAUGGAUUUUCUCAAACGUCUCAUUGGUGACGAUACGACAAAGUACAUUGAUGAAAACCUCCCUAGUCUAUUAUUUGAAGCUAGAAGAGACUUUGAAAGUGCCAAGCACAUAAUUAAACCAAACUCCGACAAAAAAAUUAAUGUCAGAUUUCCUGCUAAAAUCGCAGAAAUAUACACGACAUUACAUCCUGAUAAAGACUUGAGGGCAAAAGAUAUUGUUUUGACAAAAAAUAAAAAGCAGAUGGCUGUCUUAUUUAAGGGAGACAAAUUGCGAUUAGCGACAAAGGAUGUCGAAGAUUUUUUCACUCAAUCCGUAAAGAACAUCACUGAUCAUCUUGCAAAACUACUUCAAGAAAAUGACGGAAAAGGUAUUUCUACCAUAAUUCUUGUUGGUGGCUAUGCAGAGUCACAAAUGCUCGUUCAGGGAAUCAAAGCAAUGUUUCCUGAAAUAAAUACUAUCAUCCCCAAAGAGGCAGCGUGGUCGGUUUUACGUGGUGCAGUUAUCUUUGGCCAUGACCCCAGUAUGAUCAGUCAGAGACGAAGUAAAUACACCUAUGGUGUAAGUGUUAACAAAAAAUUUAACCCUUUAGAGCAUGAUGAAAAAUACAAAUAUGAAGAUGGUGGGGAAAUAAGAUGUAGAAAUAUUUUUAGUAAACUCUUAGAAGUUGAUGAAUUAGUUACUGUUGGAGUUCAUCAAAAGGAAAAACGUUAUCGUUUGAAAAGCUGUAAAGAUGCAGGAAAUUUGAAACUGUAUGCUAGUACAUCAAAAUGCCCUCAGUAUGUUGAUGAAGAAAAUUGUUUUUUCAUUGGGCAUAUUUUGCCACCGGGUCAUGAUUUUAUUCCAGAAAAAUAUUUAUAUGUUAGCAUUUUUUUUGCAGAAACUGAAAUAUUUUUCUUAACUCACCAACCAGCAAGUCAAAAAAACGCGGUUUGCUAUCUUGGGGAGUGAUUAGAAAGGCAGUUAUCAAAUAAGAUUAUUACAAUUAAAACUAUCAGCACCAAAAUUAUGUGUGACAAUGACUGGUAGAAAUGACAGGACCUCGUCUAAGGCAACGACACAUAUACAUGUGUCAAUAUGUAGAGUUUCAACAAACAAAAUAAAUUAUAAAGUAAAAAAAACCACUUGAGUAGAAUAUUUGACCAAGUUAAUUAAACAAGAAAUAUUCGCCUAGAUUGAAAAGUUAUACACAUCAUUGUUUAUAGAGAAAGCUUACAAAAGCAAUACAUACAACAUAAAACAUGUAUUUUUAAAAUAAGAUUGUCAGCCCAUACCAUUCCUGUUUAUACUGGUCGUUUUAAUUGGACCGCAAAAAAUCAGAAAUGGUAAGACAGAAACUGUUACAUAUGUAAAUAGACAGAUGGACGGAUAGAUAGAUAGAUAGAUAGAUAGAUAGAUAGAUAGAUAUUGUCCAUUUUUCUGUUCCAUUUUACUAUUAUGUUUUGAACUGUACAUCUUUUUAAAUACAUUAGAUACAUGUAAGACUUGAAAGUCUAAUGUGAACAAAGAAUGAAAUCAAAUCAAAUUAGAUAAAAGUAACCCAGUAAUGCCCGGCGAUUAAUGUCUUUUAUGAACUAAUUAACUUAAACUUGCCACCGAGUAAACUUACUUUGAUGGAUUUUUUAUAAAUACUAAGCGAGGGUUUAGAUAUGGACAUAAACACAUGACACAUUGACUUUAUGUUAAACGUGUAAUAAACACUUAAACGUAUUUACCAUUUCAGAUUUAUUUUAAUAAAAUUAAUCAUUUUUCUGCACACAGAUAAAAAUUUUCUCAAGAUUUAAAAGAAACUACUAAGAAUAAUUCUACAUUGCAUUCAUGAUUUUCUUUGACACUCUACGUUCUCCACAAAAGACCAGAGCCUACUUGUAAUUGGUUAAACGUUCCAGCGCUCGGGAAAUAAAAAAAAUAUACAAUGAAAGACAGUAAACUUAUUGACAGUAAAUAAAAGUUUUUGAAGUUGUUUUACAUCAGAUAAAAGAUUGAGAUAGUGAGCUUAAUACUUUCUUUCAAAAAAAAAAUUCUGCAAGUUGACACUGCUUGUAAACUGAAGAGACUUUCUUUAAAAUCAAAAUAACAUAUGUUUUAACCUCAGGACUCUCGAUUUCUAAAAGCAAAGAUAAGCGUAUCGAUUUAUUUUGCAUAUAAAUAAAUUGCAUUGUAUUGUGGAUAUGACGGUUUUUUUGCAUUGAACUAUGCUGUUUUUGAAAAUAUGUUACUUUACAUUUCAUGGUUAAAAUUAAAUAUGUUUUAUAAACAAAUAUGUGAGCUAUCAUAUACUGCCAUUUGAAUAAAAACAAUAAAAAGUUU
Magallana angulata is the source of this 3658-nucleotide messenger RNA. RefSeq names its product heat shock 70 kDa protein 12A-like. The transcript is spliced from 7 exons. Lineage: Eukaryota; Metazoa; Mollusca; Bivalvia; Ostreida; Ostreidae. The record is from RefSeq and is a predicted model, not a curated record. Bases 539 to 2299 code for a protein of 586 amino acids.